Messenger RNA from Eubalaena glacialis (North Atlantic right whale), 2275 nucleotides. RefSeq names its product KRAB-A domain containing 2 (gene KRABD2). Gene Ontology annotation, molecular function: nucleic acid binding. The transcript is spliced from 3 exons. Lineage: Eukaryota; Metazoa; Chordata; Mammalia; Artiodactyla; Balaenidae. The record is from RefSeq and is a predicted model, not a curated record. Gene Ontology annotation, biological process: DNA integration.
AUGCGGUUUACCUUCCAGGCUGGAGGCGAGCAUGCAUUUAUCUUGGAGCCUUUACGACAACGUGGGGAAAUAGGAGACCAAUUUUGCCGCCGCCGGAGACCUGAAUUAGUGGCUGGCUUAGCCAAGGUCGCACCUGGGCCGGCCCCAGCUAUCACCUCAGUGAUCUCACUCACCGCAGCUUCCGCCGAGCACGUUGCAGGCUGGGCAGGACCCCGGAACACAGCCUCCGUAACCAAGAAUAGGAGUAAGGUUCCUUACCGCCGCGGCGUCUGCGGAGGGCCCCUCGGGAGGGGCGGGGCUUCCGGCCGGCGCGGAGCCGCUUCCGGCCGGCACGGCCGGCCUCCGCCGCCGCGGGCCCACGCGGGCGGGAGAGGACCGGGCGGCGCGGGCGGACGCGGCCGUGGUACCUCCACUGUCUCUUUCCCAGUCCUGCUGCAGCUACUCCUUAGCCCAGGACCCAAGACAGAACCGUCCCUGUGGCAGCAGCUGGCAUCGUUUCAGGAGGCAGUGACAUUUGAGGAUGUGACCAGAGAUUGGAAGUGUCAAGAGACCUCUUAGAAGGAUUGCAGCAGGGACACAAUGCUGGACAGUUGCAAGAAGCCAGUCCCUCAGGGAUCCUUCUUACAGUUCUCCAUGAUGCCACAGAGAGCCGGAAAUGAUCCCCCUGGUGUUUCAAAUCCAAGUGAAAUGGAAAAGGAGAUAAGUAACAUGAGAGAAAAGUUUCUCAUCAGCGUGACAAAGUUAGUGGAAAGCAAAAGUUACAACAGCAAGGUAUUUUCCAAAGAAAAGUACUUUCAAACAAUAAAGGAAGUGAAAGAAGCUAAGGAGAAGGGGAGGAAGUCAUCACGUGAUUAUCGCCGUGCAGCAAAAUAUGACGUGAUCUCUGUACAAGGCAUAGAGAAACUAAUAGAGGCUACUCACGGAGAACGAGCUCGAAUACGGUAUUACGUACACAAGGAAGAGCUGUUUGAUAUUCUUCACGACACACAUCUCAGUAUUGGCCACGGCGGGCGGACGCGUAUGCUCAAGGAGCUACAAGGAAAAUACGGGAAUGUCACCAAAGAAGUCAUUGUCUUAUAUCUGACUCUGUGUAAACAGUGCCACCAGAAGAACCCAGUAUCCAAGAGAGGCCUCGCGCCCAAGCCCAUGCCAUUUAAGGACAUUGACUCCAGAUGCCAAGUUGAAAUCCUUGACAUGCAGUCAAAUGCUGAUGGUGAGUUCAAGUUUAUUUUAUAUUACCAGGACCACUUGACCAAGUUUAUUAUUUUACGGCCAUUAAAGGCCAAACAGGCCCAUGAGGUGGUCGCUGUCCUGUUGGAUAUUUUCACAGUUCUUGGUACACCCACCAUGUUAGAAUCUGACAGUGGCUUGGAGUUCACAAACCAGGUUGUCAAUGAGCUCAAUGAGGUAUGGCCAGACCUAAAGAUGGUCCCUGGUAAGUACCACCCUGGCCAAGGCCAGGGCUCCCUGGAGCGAGCAAGCCGUGAUGUCAAGAACAUGCUAAGUGCCUGGAUGCAGAGUAACCAUUCACGUCACUGGGCCGAAGGCCUGCGAUUCAUGCAGAUGGUGAGGAAUCAGGCCUUUGAUGUUUCCUUGCAGCAAAGUCCAUAUGAGGCGAUGUUUGGUUGUAAAGCCAAAUUUGGACUCUAUUCCUCACACUUACCCCGGGAAACCGUGGCUGUUUUACAAACAGAAGAAGAACUAGAAAUUGCUGAAGAACAGCUAGAAAGCAGCCUUUGGAUCAGGCAGGAAGAAAGAGCUGAGGUCGGAGCAGACCGAUCUGACAUGGACGAGGACGUCAAUCCCACUCCUCCCGAAGCUGCAGAGCCCAGCACCUCCCAAGGGGCCCCAGGUCUCUUCUGCUGGUGAACAGACACCUGCCUCUGGGCACCGUGUAGCCGCCUGAGAACUGUUGCCAAGGCCCCAGAUGAAAGGAAUGAAAGCCACACUCUCAGGAAAGCUGUCCAUGGUAGUCCUGGCUCACAGGGGGAAAGCAACUGGGGUCUCUGAUCUCGGGCUGCCAUAAAAAAUUACCACAAAUGUGGAGGCUUAAAACAACAGCACUUUCUUCUCCCAUAGUUCUGGAGGCUUAAGGUCUGAAAUCAAGGUGUUGGCAGGGUUCGUCCCUUCUGGAGGCUCUGAGGGAGAAUCCAUUCCAUUCCUUUCUCCUUUGGUGGCUGCCGGCAGUCCUUGCAUCCCUUGGCUUAGAGUAGCACAAAUCCGGUCUCUGCCUCGUCUGCACAUGGGUCUUCAUGUGGCCUUCUCCCCUCUGUCU